AUUCCCAUCAUGAGGACGUCGGGGAUCUGUGCUGGGAUCUUUAAAGCUCCGGUUCUCUGUUUCUUGUGGCUAACGAAGCACACAGUGGUCUCAGCGCAGCUAUCGGCUCCAGACAUGGUAACAGGAACAUACAAUGGAUCUGUGACAAUCUCUUGCCAGUACGACCUUCAGUUUAAAGAAAACACAAAGUACUGGUGCAAAGGGUCGGUAUACGAGCUGUGUGCGAUAGUGGUGAAAACACCAAAGAAUCGAUUUAAUGACCGAAGCUCCAUCGUGGAUGAUCAGGAAGCAGGAGUCUUCACUGUAACCAUGACUUCACUCAGAAAACCAGAUGAGGAUAGGUACUGGUGCGUCAUUGCCAGAUCUGGAAGGAAUAUCUUCAGACGUGUCAAGCUCCUCAUCUCCAACGCAGUGGCGACCCCACCAACCACCACACAAAUCAACUCAUUACUGAUACUGGAACAAGAACAAACAAGCUGGUGGGCGGCUCUACGUUGGAUCCUCUUUAUUAUAAUGUUGUGCUGUUUGGCAUCAACACACUUCAUUGUGUGGAGGAUAAAUGCUGCAAAGAAAAUACAGUUACAACAACAUUUUCUCAUCAAAACUAUAACAUGAAUUAAAGUUGGGCAUCGCCACAAUUUUAAAACAGGGAUAAAUAUAAACACCGACCAAACAACUCUUCCACUGGACAUUCCUUCUGUGUGUGAUCUGACCUGAAAAUUAAUCAAGUGCAAAGCAGCAUUUAGUUUUUUUUUUCCCUAAGUGUUUAAAUGAUUAAAGCCUCAUUAGUGCCAGAGCCUAAGAUAACUUUAGGCACAACUUUUGAAUAUCCAAUCAGCUUAAAAUUAGCACCCCUGCAGAACUGAUGCUGUUGGCUUUCUUUUAAUUUAUUUGCAGAUUUUAUAAGAACAGCGGUUGGUAUUCGUUUUUUGGUAGGGUUUUUCACAAAAUCUAUCAAUGUUGGACUCCAGUCUGAAAACAAUGCAGAAUAAAAAACCCUUCAUGUAUAAUUGAAAAGCCAACUAUGAAGAACUGCUUUUAAAAGACAAAAAAUGGACAAUAUUAAUGUUGGAUGGCGGUUAUGUGUGUCUCUCUUUUCCUGUUACACUGAGGAAGAAUCAUAGAGUUACACUUUCUUCGCAUUAAUACAAUUUUGCACUUGCUUAGGCCUGUGGUUCUUGCCCUGAGUGACACUGCAUAGUCUCACUGGAUACCUGCAGCAGAGAUGGAGUGUUUCUAUUCAAAGUAAAUUAUGUAAACUGGUGACCUCCAGUCAUAAUCAAAGGUAAAUUGCCCUCAAAUUCCUCUGAAAAUGGUAAAUAUGAGAUUCUCUGAGAACAGCGAUGAUGAUUAGUGAUCCUGGCCAAGCAGGUUUUAUUACUGUGGUGGUUAUAGCUGCAAGAAGUUGCACAAUGCUUUCAGAAAUGUGAAAACGCCACGGCACAGCAUUUAUCAUCUGUUUAUUAUUAUAUUCCUGUACAAUCUAAUGCAAUAAACAUGCAUUUAAUCUUA
Molecule: messenger RNA, 1512 nt
Organism: Amphiprion ocellaris (clown anemonefish)
Lineage: Eukaryota; Metazoa; Chordata; Actinopteri; Pomacentridae
Product: CMRF35-like molecule 3
Exons: 4
Coding region: 10-615 (201 amino acids)
Source: RefSeq, a predicted model, not a curated record